AUCCAAACAAUACUAAAUUUCUCCUCAACUUCUCUCUUUCUUAAUUCAUUCUCUCGGUAUCCAAACGCAGUGUAUAUGCAGAAAGACAAAAACUCGGUCACACACACCGCGAAGACCUGUUUUGUUCAUUUUCCUCUCUGUGAGUGAAUCCCUUUCAAUUCCAAAGAAAAACUAUGAGUUCCGAAGGUGUCGGUGAAGAUUGCCUUGGAUGGGCAGCAAGAGAUGCAUCUGGAGUUCUGUCGCCUUACAAAUUCAAUCGCAGGGAACUUGGGAGUGAAGAUGUUUAUGUUAAAAUUACACACUGUGGCGUUUGUUAUGCUGAUGUAAUUUGGGCAAGGAAUAAACAUGGGGAUUCAAAGUAUCCUGUUGUGCCGGGACAUGAGAUUGCUGGGGUUGUGACAAAGGUUGGUCCUAAUGUCCAGCGUUUCAAGGUUGGUGACCAUGUUGGAGUGGGGACUUACGUCAACUCAUGCAGGGAUUGCGAGUAUUGUAACGAUAGAUUAGAAAAUCAUUGUGUCAAGGGAUCAGUUUACACCUUUAAUGGUGUCGAUUUUGAUGGUACAGUUACCAAAGGGGGAUACUCCACUUCCAUUGUAGUACAUGAAAGGUAUUGCUUCAUGAUACCUAAAAGCUAUCCUUUAGCUUCAGCAGGUCCUUUGCUUUGUGCUGGAAUCACAGUUUAUUCUCCCAUGAUACGCCAUAAGAUGAAUCAACCUGGUAAGUCUCUAGGAGUGGUUGGUCUUGGUGGCCUCGGUCAUAUGGCAGUAAAAUUUGGGAAGGCAUUUGGCUUGCGUGUAACAGUUUUCAGCACUAGUAUUUCCAAGAAAGAGGAGGCGCUGAGCCUGCUUGGUGCAGACAACUUUGUUGUUUCAUCAAAUCAAGAAGAGAUGAGGGCGUUGGCUAAAUCAUUGGAUUUUAUAGUUGACACAGCAUCGGGUGAUCACCCAUUUGAUCCUUACAUGUCACUGUUGAAGAUGUCUGGUGUUCUAGUCUUAGUUGGGUUCCCAAGUGAGGUCAAAUUCAGCCCUGCAAGCCUUAAUUUAGGAUCAAGAACUGUUUCCGGAAGUGUUGCAGGUGGUACAAAAGAAAUACAGGAGAUGGUGGACUUCUGUGCUGAAAACAAGAUUUACCCAGAUAUAGAACUGAUUCCAAUUGGAUACUCAAAUGAAGCUCUUGACAGGGUCGUAAAUAAGGACGUGAAAUAUCGGUUUGUAAUAGACAUUGAAAACUCCCUUAAGUAGAACUAGAGUAAUAUGAAGUUGGUUCUGAAGUUUGACAUGGAAGAACUACUUUGUUUGAUAUUACAUACCGGAAGCAAAGAGAUGUUCAGUGUUUCAUAAUGAUUGCUAGAUAUAUAUAUGAUUCAAAUUUCAUAUAUCUAGUAAUGCAAAUAAAGCUCUUGAGAGGGCCAUAAAAUAGGGACAUUAGGUAUCAGUCUGUUGUAAUCUUUUUUCGGUUGCAAAAAACUUAGACGAGUUUGGUUUCGAGAACAAACUAAGGCUUGCAACAGUUUUGUAAAUGACUGUUUAUGGAUCAACUAAAAGGCAUUUUUUGCCUUCUA
Molecule: messenger RNA, 1561 nt
Organism: Trifolium pratense (red clover)
Lineage: Eukaryota; Viridiplantae; Streptophyta; Magnoliopsida; Fabales; Fabaceae
Product: probable cinnamyl alcohol dehydrogenase 1
Exons: 7
Coding region: 174-1241 (355 amino acids)
Molecular function (GO): oxidoreductase activity, acting on the CH-OH group of donors, NAD or NADP as acceptor; zinc ion binding
Source: RefSeq, a predicted model, not a curated record